AUGAGCGUCGUUGUCAAUAGGCCGGAAAGUGCUUCUGUGUCUCACACAGGUAUACCCCAUCAGGGCCAGGCCUUGCACUGCUAUUCGGAUUCGGGAUAUGGCUCAGUGACAAUCCCCUCGCGGUCCUCCUCGCUUUCCUCCUUCAAGACCAACUACUCGACGUCGACUGCCCCUACCUCCUACUCCCCCACCUCAUCAGGGUCAUACCGCACAUGCGACUCAGCUGCCUCCUUGGAUAGGAUUUUGGAAUCGGUGUUCAAGAGGGUUCCUCAGGAGGUCUAUGAAAACAUCCUCGACCAGCUGCAAUACUUGCAUGCUGGACCGAAUCAGCCAGGAUGCAUGACGUGCUUUCAGCGCGACUUGCAUGCCCUUUCCCUAACUUGUCGCCCAUGGGAGAAGGCGGUCCGAGCUCGACUCUAUAAUCAUAUUCAUAUCGUCGGUAGUGAUUCGCCGGCUCAAUUGAAAAAAUAUCGACUUAAGCGAGGAAGCAGACUAAAGUUGUUAAGACGUACACUUCGUGAGAGGAAAUUGCUGGCCAACCUCGUCCUCGAACUUCGCGUUCCGCACAUAGACGUUUUAUUUACGGGUAAACACACGGCUCAAUGGCAAGAGUACCGAGACCUGGUCGCGUCAGUUGUCAUGGUAUGCCCGAACCUCGAACGAUUAUUAGGGCUUUCAAUACCCUUCAACCACGAGUUCGAUCGCCUAACGCAUGCACUAUCUACGCGCCGGAAGCUGAAGGAGCAUACAUGGAUACUCUGCGAGGCAACGGAGACAUCGGAAGCGUCCCCACGCAGCGACUCCUGCCCCGGCAGUCUCGGCCCCUUGCAGAUGUUUGAAUUCCUGGACUAUCAUGCUUCAUGGACAAAUCUAGAGACAUUGAUGCUCUACGGUUUGAACCAAACCGCCCUCGAACCCAGUGUCUUUCUUCGUAUGCUCAACCUUCUGCCGUCACUGCGCAAUUUGUGUGUUUCGAACUUCGACGCAGAUGCAUUUGCCGAUACAGCCUUGCUAUGCCUUCCACCGCUCGAAACUCUCCGACUGGAGAACCUUCCUGGCGUCACUGACGCAGGUUUAACACAAUAUACUUCACGCCCAGAAUCCCUCUCUCUCCAGACCUUGGUCCUGAUUGAACCGAGUAUCGACUCGCUUCUUGUGAUUUCGAAAAUCCUAGCGUCCCUACGAAAUCUGAAACGAUUCAAAAUUGUGCAAAGCGAAAAGUGCCCGACGUUGAACUCGGAUGGAAUGAUCUUUCAGCCACUCCUAGCAUCACCGAGUCUCGAGUUCCUACAUUGGGAUGUUGCAUGCCCGAAUCCUAACACAGCGCUGACUAGAUUGGACUUUGCACCAUUCGCUAAGCCCCUUCAACAUGUGGAGACGCCCAAUUCACAUCUUGCUCAAAGCAUUCUCGCUAGAGGCUUUCCUCGUCUUGAUUCUCUGCGAGCUCCUUCUGAUAUUGAACCUCCAGGAGCUUUGCAGGCUGUUUGUCAACCUAUCCUUCGUGGGCAAGCACUAUUACAUCCAGAUAGGUACAGCCUUCCAAGGAGCUCCCAUGGAUCCAUCCCAACACGACCUAUGGCCCUGCCUGGAGGCAGCAAUAUGACGUCAGCACGGAUACGUGCACAGACUUUUAUAGAUAUGGCCGCCAGGGACACGGAGACGGGGAUGCAAGUGUUAAUCACAGACCACUCGGAUUCGUACGUACCUGAUAACGCCCUAGAAGCUUCUGACGACGAGGCCGAAAUGGAAUUGGACGAGACCGGCAUGUGGGAAACACCGCUAGACCGGCCGAGGGCGAACACGGUACCAGAGGACCACGAAGGUCCCAUUACGGUUUUUGAUUUUCGAAUGCCUGCAUACAUGGGCAGGACUGGAACCAAAACCAGUGACCGUGACACAUCGAUUCCACGCUUCAUACUGCAUCCGGAUAUUGUUGGACAGGAAGCCGAUGGAGGUCUGGUCUCCUGGAAGCAUAUCUUAGCCGCAAACCAAUCGCUGACCUUCGCCGCCGGCGUUGGAGUAAAUUGCUUUGGCGGCAAGAGCGUUCCAAGUCCAAUUAAUGAAGAACCUCUGUCCCCUACAUCAACAACUCCGCGCUUCGGCUGGGGUAGUAUCACGAGUCGUACGGCAAUGACCGCCAGCCCCAUCACACCGACUACUCCACCCACACCGAUGAGCAUAUCGCCCUCUACUGCACCCCCUUGGGAGAAGGAUGCUUGCACUGGGUCCUGGAAUUACAAUCAUAAGGGUGGUCGAGAAUGGUGGUUCCACAUGGAACGAGAACGUCCAAUUAAAGCUGAACUCUACGAUGUCAAGCGACUUUUCUAA
Molecule: messenger RNA, 2328 nt
Organism: Aspergillus puulaauensis
Lineage: Eukaryota; Fungi; Ascomycota; Eurotiomycetes; Eurotiales; Aspergillaceae
Exons: 2
Coding region: 1-2328 (775 amino acids)
Source: RefSeq, a predicted model, not a curated record